CUCAGAUGCAUGGACUAAAAACCUCCUUUUAUCCUCUUCAGCUCCCCAGAGAGAGAGAGAGAGAGAGAGAGAGAUGCAAUAUCCUAUCUCUCAUCUUUUCUGAAAAUGGCGGAUUAGCUGCUGUUCUUCCCCACCAUAAAGCUCGAAUCCAUACGGCAAUGGCAGUCCGUGGUGUGAAUUUCAGUUCUUUCCUCCUUUCAGGAAAAGUUAACCAGAGAGACCAGGUUAUUAGACAUCAUAGAGGAGGGCACCUGGGUGUUCCUGGAGCAGGAUCUGCAUGGACCAGCAUUUUUUGCAACAAACUACAUAUUCCAGGAGAAUAUUAUUCUUAUAUGGCUAAAUAUUCUCAUUGCCCAGUUCAUCUCAAAAUUUCCCCUCAUAAGAGAUCUAUGAAAGCAUUAGUCGCAUUUUCUGGAGAAAUGGAGCGCCUUCUAUCAAGUUCUCUUGGGAUCAGUUUUAGUGAAAGGUUCCAGAACAUUAAUCUUAAACGUAGGGUUCCUAGAAGGUGUGAAUGCUUUCUUUCUUCAGAUCCAUCUAACAGCAGUUGGCUUCAGCCCAGAAAGCUGGAUAAACUUGGUAUAUCUGAUGGCCAAUGCCAGCAGCCUGAGUAUCGUCUGGGAACGAGGACACGCGCUGACUUCAAGUCGGAACAGUUUGACAUAGGACCAAAUAUGGAUUCAUUGAAGCCUUCUUAUUGGUGGGAGCAGUUUCCAAAGAGAUGGGUGAUUGUACUUCUUUGUUUUUCGGCAUUUCUCCUCUGCAAUAUGGACCGUGUGAACAUGAGCAUUGCUAUCCUUCCAAUGGCAGCAGAGUUCAACUGGAGUCCUGCCACUGUGGGACUAAUUCAAUCUUCUUUCUUCUGGGGAUACCUACUCACUCAGAUUGUUGGAGGUAUAUGGGCAGAUAGGAUUGGUGGUAAGCUCGUAUUGGGUUUUGGGGUGGUCUGGUGGUCGAUAGCAACAAUUCUUACACCUAUAGCUGCAAAGAUUGGACUUCCUUUCUUACUUGUUAUGCGUGCUUUUAUGGGGAUUGGUGAGGGUGUUGCUAUGCCUGCCAUGAAUAAUGUAAUCUCAAGGUGGAUCCCCGUGUCAGAGAGAAGUAGAUCGCUUUCUCUAGUAUACAGCGGAAUGUACCUCGGCUCUGUCACAGGAUUGGCCUUUUCACCUGUGCUAAUCCACAAGUUUGGCUGGCCAUCUGUAUUUUAUGCGUUUGGCUCUCUUGGUAGUGUCUGGUUUGCAAUAUGGCUGCGGAAAGCCUAUAGUUCACCGCAAGAAGAUCCUGAACUUCGUGCGGAGGAAAAGAAUCUUAUCUUAGGGGGUAGUGUAUCGAAGGAACCGGUUUCAAGCAUUCCAUGGAGACUGAUUUUAUCGAAGGCACCAGUUUGGGCUCUAAUAAUCUCCCACUUCUGCCAUAAUUGGGGGACUUUUAUUCUUCUUACAUGGAUGCCUACAUAUUACAACCAGGUGCUGAAGUUUAACCUCACUGAAUCUGGACUAUUCUGUGUUUUACCAUGGUUAACCAUGGCUGUGUUUGCAAACAUAGGAGGGUGGAUUGCAGACACGCUCGUGAGCAAAGGUCUUUCCAUAACUACAGUUCGUAAGAUUAUGCAAUCGAUAGGGUUCCUUGGCCCGGCCUUCUUUCUCACACAGCUGAGCAACGUCCGUACUCCAGCUUUGGCAGUGUUAUGCAUGGCUUGCAGUCAGGGAAUGGAUGCAUUUUCACAGUCUGGUCUAUAUUCCAACCACCAAGACAUUGGACCACGUUAUGCAGGUGUAUUGCUUGGACUGUCGAACACUGCCGGUGUGCUUGCUGGUGUCUUCGGCACAGCUGCCACCGGAUACAUUCUCCAAAAAGGUUCAUGGGAUAGUGUAUUUAAGGUGGCAGUCGCCUUGUACCUUGUGGGCACGUUGGUCUGGAACGUCUUUUCAACCGGAGAGAAAAUUCUUGAAUGAACGGGAAAAAAGGGGCAAAAAAAUAAAGUGAAGAAAAAAAAUAAAAAUAAAAAUCUUAUCUUAGCAUGCGGCUCAUUAAAGUUAUACAGAUGCCACCAUUCUCAGGGUCAGCAACUGGACCCCACCCACAUGACAGGCCAUGUCAGCAACAGUGACAUAUCAUCAACUUCUAUCACAUGUCAUACUGCCAGUCUGGAAAUGUUGUACCUCAUCUAAUGAGGUCGAGGUUGAAGGUCGCAAAGGUUCGUUCUCUGUUAGCUUAUUAUUAUUUUCGUUCUUAUCACAGUUGUUAGCAUAUAUAUGCUUCUCUUAUGCAAGUUUCAGUUAGAUUACGCAGUCUAGUUGUUAAAGAAAAUGUUAUAUGUAAUUUAUCCCGUCUGGAGAACCUCAUUCGCCGAAAAUCUAUGAAUGAUCAUAUCGAACCUCAAAGCACUUGAAUGAAUGAUCACUUGUCAAACUUCAGCA
Messenger RNA from Magnolia sinica, 2417 nucleotides. Its product is annotated as ascorbate transporter, chloroplastic-like. The transcript has 11 exons. Gene Ontology annotation, molecular function: transmembrane transporter activity. The record is from RefSeq and is a predicted model, not a curated record. The coding region runs from base 6 to 1952 and encodes 648 amino acids. Gene Ontology annotation, biological process: transmembrane transport. NCBI's taxonomy places the organism in Eukaryota, Viridiplantae, Streptophyta, Magnoliopsida, Magnoliales, Magnoliaceae.